AUGGUGCUUCAUGAGCGGCUGGAGACCCCUGUUCCUUGGGGCCUGGGCUGGGAGGCAGGUGCCCUGCUGAGCAUGGGAGCUGCAUUCCUGGAGAAGCUGCUCCCGCGGCCAGGCCAGUUCCUGUCCCUGGAGCAGGUGCGGGACCUCGUCCAGCCGUCCCCAGCCACGCUCAUGGCAGUGCUGAAGUGGCUGCAAGGCCAUGGUGUUGAGACCUGCAGGAGCGUUACCACCCUCGAUUUCCUGGAGUGCCGCAUGCCAGCGAGCACAGCCGAGCACCUCCUGCCAGGGGCUGAGUUCCACCGCUACGUGAAGGGCCAGCGCAGUGUUGUGCGCUCCCCGCUCCCCUACACUGUCCCCGAGGAGCUGGCUGAGCACGUGGACUUUGUGGGUGGCCUGCACCGGUUCCCUGUGGAGAGAAAGGUGGUCAGCAGAGCCUGGGCCAAGAAGGAAACGGAGUCAAGGCAGCAGGAGGAAGGGAGAGCGGCUUUCCACCUGGGCGUGACACCUUCCAUCAUUCGUAAGAGAUACAACAUGACAGGAGGAGACAUCGGGCUGCUGCCAAACAACAGCCAGGCCUGUGCCCAGUUCUUGGAACAGUAUUUCCACCAGGCCGACCUGGCUGAGUUUAUGCAGCUCUUUGGGAGCAGCUUUGGCCACCGCUCACAGGUUGACCAAGUGGUUGGGCACCAGGGAAAGGGCAAGGCUGGGCUGGAGGCCAGUCUGGACGUGGAAUACAUCAUGAGCACGGGUGCCAACAUCUCUACGUGGGUCUUCAGCAACGCAGGCAGGCACGAGAGCCAGGAGCCCUUCCUGGCCUGGCUGCUGCUGCUCAGCAACAUGUCAUCGCUGCCGUGGGUGCACUCCGUCAGCUACGGGGAUGACGAGGACAGCCUGUCACUAGCCUACAUGGAGCGUGUCAACAUGGAGUUCAUGAAGGCAGCCGCCCGGGGCCUGACCAUCCUCUUUGCCUCAGGUGACGAGGGUGCUGGGUGCAGAAGGGUGCCUGGUGGGAACCAUACUUUCCGGCCCAGCUUUCCAGCCUCAAGGUAG
Molecule: messenger RNA, 1050 nt
Organism: Opisthocomus hoazin
Lineage: Eukaryota; Metazoa; Chordata; Aves; Opisthocomiformes; Opisthocomidae
Source: RefSeq, a predicted model, not a curated record